Messenger RNA from Thermochaetoides thermophila DSM 1495, 1323 nucleotides. RefSeq lists its product as uncharacterized. The transcript has a single exon. Bases 1 to 1323 code for a protein of 440 amino acids. NCBI's taxonomy places the organism in Eukaryota, Fungi, Ascomycota, Sordariomycetes, Sordariales, Chaetomiaceae. The record is from RefSeq and is a predicted model, not a curated record.
AUGAACUUCCGCCCGCCCAAGAGACAGAUGAUUACCCCCGAUAAGACCAUCGCCGUUAUCAACGCCAGUGGCAGGCAGGCCGCUUCCUUUAUCAGAGUUGCGACCGCUGUGGGAUAUCACGUCCGGGCACAACUUAGGAAUCUUGAGGGUGUAGUAGCCGCUGAGGUUGCGACAAAUCCCCAUGUUACCGUUAUCCAAGGAGAACUGUAUACCAAAGAGCCACAGCCUGCGAAGGUUGGCCAAAAUCAAGGGAAUGGGCAUAGCCAGGUGGGCGAGGUCGAUGUCACCAAUACCGGCCCCAACUCGGGCAUCGGCGUAAAUUACGACAUCAUCGAGAAGCUCUUCAAGGGAGCGCAACUAGCCUUCAUUAACACAACGUUCUAUGGAGACGAGGUCAAGAUCGGCCAGGCACUCGCAGAUGCCGCUAAGAAGUACAAUGUACAGCACUACAUCUACUCAUCCAUGCCAGAUCACCACUACUACAAUAAGGACUGGCCGUCAUUACCUCUGUGGGCAUCGAAGCACAAGGUGGAGGAAUACAUUCGGAAGCUGGGGCUGCCCGCGACAUUUGUAUAUGCGGGCAUCUAUAAUAACAACUUCACUUCGCUCCCCUAUCCCCUGUUCUGCACCGAGAUGCAAGAAGACGGCUCCUUCGUCUGGCAAGCCCCCUUCCACCCCGACGCCAAGCUCCCCUGGCUCGACGCCGAACACGACGUUGGUCCUGCGAUCCUCCAGAUUUUCAAGGACGGUGUCAAGAAGUGGGGCGGUAAGCGCAUCGCCCUUGCCUACGAGAUGCUGUCGCCCGUUGAGGCGUGUGAGGUCUUCUCGCGCGGCGUCGGCCGGCCUGUUCGCUACAAGCGCGGCCCUAUUGAGGUCAAGGUUAAGAUCCCUGAGGGCUACCGAUGCCAGCUGGAGGCGCUCGAGCAGCUGUUUACCCUGGGCGGCGACGACCCGACGAAGCAACCCCCAUAUUUUGGCGACAUCGAGCUGGAGCAGAGCUGCCCGCGCGUGGCGCUGGAGCUGUGGGAGGGUCCCCGGGGACUGGAGGAGUAUGCGCGCGAGGUGUUCCCGCUGGAGGAGCAGGCGAAUGGUCUUACGUGGAUGCUUGAGGAUGAGGCGAAGAAGAACAUUCGCCCUCCUCCGAUCAUUGGGAACGGUUACCUCUCGACGCUCGCCGAAUAUCACAACCUGUAUCAGCAAAAUGGGGAGAUCAUCAUCAACCCGCAGGACCCUCCAGAUUCCGAAGGUGAAGAGUAUGAAGAGGAGGAAGAAGGCCUGGUCAUGCGUGGCCUGAAGCGGGACGACGAGGAGUGGUUGGCUUGA